AUGGAGAGUAGAUGUCGACUAACAGUAUUUUUCGACACACCACACUCUCUGGCAAGGCGAGUCAUAUUCAGAUCGCUGUCGUGGCCUGUUUGGUACACGGUCUUCAUAGUUGUGCUCCAGGUUCUGGGGACAUGCUUCAUUCUUGAAACCGUUCUAAAUGAAAUUUCAAAACGAGGAAAUUUCGACGAUAGUCUUUACGGCUUAGCUCUGACAGUUUCAUUAUUUCAAAGCUUAGCAAUUCCAAUCACAUAUUGGUGGGAGUCAUCCGAUUUGCUCAGAUAUUUCGAAGACUGGUAUUAUUUUCAGGAAGAAUUCGGCAGGGACGACCUGGAUUUCGCUUUGACAGGUCUCAUCAAAACAGCAUGCAUAAUCCACUUACCCAUUCUGAUCUCGAUGCUGGUCGGAGGGGCGUAUCUCUUCAACGACUUCAGGUUCAUCGUAUUCUCACCUUGUGUCACUGCAGUGGGCUCACUCAGCGCUACUUUACUGUUCUGGUGUAUCACCCUGUACGAACUGAGGGCUGCCUCUGAUAAAUUGAUGAAGAAAAUCAUUGGCGCGGGUUGCCGGAACAUGUACCAGAGCCGGAUCCUCUGGCAGAAGCUGUCCAACUUGACAACCACCCUUGGCGAGAGCUGUGGCAGAACGGGGCUGGCAGUCUGCGUCCUCAUCUUCACCACAUUUGUCCUCACCACCUACGGCUUUCUUUCUCUGGGAAUCGACCAUUCCUUCACAAAGUCCUUCUUUGCAUUUCUUUUCACGUCUUUGUUUUGCAUGACUAUUCAGUUCAUCAUGUGUGACGCUGCCCACAGGACAACUCUAGCAGUAUGUUUUAUUUUUUCGGUAUUCUUCAGCUAAAGUCAAGUUUGUUUGUUCAUAUAAUUAUCUGGUAGCUGCUGUGCCGGCCUUAGGGU
Nezara viridula (southern green stink bug) is the source of this 911-nucleotide messenger RNA. The record is from the annotation of a GenBank genome assembly. Lineage: Eukaryota; Metazoa; Arthropoda; Insecta; Hemiptera; Pentatomidae.